AUUAAAAGUAUUUUUCUCACCCCAGCUAACUAUGGAUUCUAUCAAAAUUUUAUUAAGUGAUUUUCGUCAAAUUUAUGAGAAACCUGAUGAUUUUGAUAUCGUUAUUAAUGUUGGAAAAGGGGAAAACUUUAAAAGUUUUAGUGCUCAUUCCGUAAUUUUAAGAGCAAGAUGUCCCUAUUUUAAAAAGAAAAAGGUAUAUUUAUACGGGCGAAUGUAAUAUAGAGGAAGAUAUUGAUAUGUAUCAAGUUCUUAUAGCUUCGAACGAGCUGGAACUUACAUAUUUAAUCGAUUAUGCUCAAAAUUAUAUAAUUAAUAAUGAGGAAGAUUGGGCAGAAAAUAAUAUUAUAAGAAUGUAUAUUGAGUCAGUACGAUGCAAUUUUACCAAACUUUCGAAUUUUUAUGGUGAAAUCAUCGCGUUUCAACCUUUAUUAUUAUUUAAUUCAUCAUAUUUCAACUCUUUGGAUAUUAAUGUUUUCUUAAAAUUCCUCGAACGUAAUGAUAUUAACAUCGAUGAAAUUGAAAUUUGGGACAAUAUAAUUAAAUGGGGGACUGCACAAAGACCACGGCUCAAUUUCGGACCUUCAAAUUAUUCUAAUCAUGAUUUUGGAGAAUUACAACGUCGUUGUUACGAUUUAAUUUCAAAAGUCAAAUUCUUUGGGAUUACUGGUGACGAAUACCGUGCAUACGUUUGUCCUUAUAGAAGAAUAUUACCACCUUUUAUUGUUGAUAAAUUGGAAGAAUUUUACAGGGUAAAUGGUGCAAGACUCCCUUAUAACACAUUAAACAUUAGAAAUCCAAGAUCUUAUAGAGUUAAUUCGCGUAUUGUCUCUAUUGAACACCUUAGGAUAAUUACUGAUUGGAUAGCGAGAAAAAAUAACAUUAAUAUUUCAUUAUUACCGAUAUUUUCUUUUAAACUUUUACAUCGUGGCAUAGAUGAUGGAAUGAGCGUCGAUGAAUUUCAUGAAAAUUGUGACGAAAAAGGACCUACAUUGGUCGUAAUUAAGAUAAAAGAUUCCCACGACAUCAUUGGCGGGUAUAAUCCAUCUAGUUGGAGUUCUUCGGGAUUUUGGAAAGUCACAAAUAAAAGUUUUAUUUUUUCAUUUAAAAAUGGAUCUUUUAGAAAUGAUAUCUUAAGUCGUGUAAGAGAUCAAAGUACUGCGAUACAUGAUAAUUUUAAUCACAAUCUUGGAUUCGGAUAUAGAGACCUUCUUUGGUUUAAAGGUGAAUGUAUAUGUUCUAGCUAUAAAAAAAAAAUUCUUGAAACUAGUAAAUUUCUUUUAGAAGAUUACGAAGUUUUUCAAGUAAUUAGAAAGACAAAUUAUUCUUAGAUUUUAGCCCUUUUGAAUUAUUAUAAAACAUGUAUUUUAUCUUAUACAAUUAUUUAUAAUAAAUUAAAAUAGAUAAAUCCAAUUUAGCCAAAAUAUUCAUUUUAUAUGGAUAUAGAUUUUAGAUUUUCAAACUAAGCGUCAAUUGAACGUCCAGCAAAACUAUACGAAAGCAUUUUAGACAUCAUUAUUUCAUUUUAUUCAUUUUAUGAAAAAGAUUAAAGAAAUUAUUAAAUUUUCUUAAUAAAGAUGAUACACUUCCAAACUUCUGAAAAAAAUAUCUUUCAACAGAAAAUCGGGCUUAGUACAUAUAAAAUAGCGUGGGACAUGAUCAUACUUCAUCAUGUUCAAACAACAAACGUAGUGGUAAG
This is a messenger RNA of Rhizophagus irregularis DAOM 181602=DAOM 197198, 1696 nucleotides long. Lineage: Eukaryota; Fungi; Glomeromycota; Glomeromycetes; Glomerales; Glomeraceae. The record is from RefSeq and is a predicted model, not a curated record.